Messenger RNA from Cucurbita pepo subsp. pepo (vegetable marrow), 811 nucleotides. RefSeq names its product MFP1 attachment factor 1. The record is from RefSeq and is a predicted model, not a curated record. Gene Ontology annotation, biological process: mitotic cell cycle; lateral root development. NCBI's taxonomy places the organism in Eukaryota, Viridiplantae, Streptophyta, Magnoliopsida, Cucurbitales, Cucurbitaceae.
AUCCCUCUCCCUCCCUUGGGUUUCUUCUUAAGUGAACCUGCCCUUUUCCAAUUCCAAAUCUGAACCUUCUUACGCUUUUCCUGUUCUACUCUUCCCAUUCGCAUAAUGUCUGAGCCCGAGAUCGCCACCGUGCCGACCACCGAACAGGAUUCCCCAGGAGAUCAGGCUAAGGAGUCCCCCAAAUCAUCCAAGUCUUUUAGCACCUCCUUUAGUAUUUGGCCGCCUUCGCAGCGCACUCGUGACGCUGUCAUCAAACGCCUCAUCGAGACGCUCUCCAACCCCUCUGUUCUCUCUAAGCGCUAUGGCACUGUACCCCAUGAAGAGGCCACCGAUGCAGCGCGUCUUAUAGAGGAGGAAGCUUAUUCUUUCGCCGCUGCUAAAGCCAGCGCCGACGACGACGGGAUCGAGAUCCUUCAGCUUUAUUCUAGGGAGAUCAGCAAGCGCACUCUCGAUACUGUCAAGGCCAGAGCUGCGUCCGAUUCUACAGCUGAAAACGGGUCGUCUGCUCCUGUUGUAUCGACCACCACCGAUAAGGAGGAAACCCCAUCUGUUCAAGAAUCCUGAUUUCUCCAGGGUUUUGUUCUCGUAGAAUGUGAAUUAGGUUUUCAGACUGCUUCUUGAGGGUUGCUUUUACGGAGAUCUGUUUGUAUUGCUUAUGAAUGUCUGAUACUUACAUGAGAAACAUAACCUUUGAAUUUCAAAGUCUAGGACCCCCGCCCCUUUAUCAUGACUCCUGUUGUGCUUUUCUAUUUAUUUUAUGAGUUUUACAAUUUAAAGCUGUGGUUUCAUGGCAUAAACUUGUUCUUGAUCA